This is a messenger RNA of Diatraea saccharalis (sugarcane borer), 3048 nucleotides long. The record is from the annotation of a GenBank genome assembly. Lineage: Eukaryota; Metazoa; Arthropoda; Insecta; Lepidoptera; Crambidae.
AUGUCGGAAACACUGCCGAAUAACAAAAAACAAGUGCCAAGACAGCUGCGUGAAAGAAAACAGCGAAAACUUUAUUCAGACGAAUGGGCUCUCGGAGACGAUGAGGCUGAAGGUGGAAGAGGCUUUUCCUUGGCAGAUAAGCUGGAAAGUCCUCGCUUCGAGCAUGCUGGCUCUGUCCUGGAAAUGCAUGGUUCUGACAUAACAGUGUCAUAUCUUCAGAAGAAUGGAUUUACCACACCUCUUCUGUUCAAAGAGAAGACAGGCCUAGGAUUAAGGGUUCCUACCAGUAACUUUACGGUGAACGACGUGCGAAUGUGCGUCGGUUCGAGGCGCCUCCUCGAUGUUAUGGACGUUAACACCCAAAAGAACAUCGAGAUGACAAUGAAGGACUGGCAGCGUUACUACGAUGAUCCGAACAAGGAGCGUUUACUGAAUGUAAUAUCGUUGGAGUUUUCUCACACGAAACUGGAGAAUUACGUCCAAGCGCCGCGCAUCGUGCGGCAGAUCGACUGGGUGGACACCGUGUGGCCGCGGCAUUUGAAAGAUCAACAGACUGAGUCAACCAAUGCAUUGGAUGAUAUGAUGUAUCCGAAAGUGCAGAAGUACUGCCUCAUGUCUGUGAAGGGAUGUUACACAGAUUUCCACAUUGACUUUGGCGGCACGUCCGUAUGGUACCACAUCUUGAGAGGUGCAAAAGUAUUCUGGCUGAUACCACCCACCGUGAAGAAUUUGCAGCUGUAUGAAAAGUGGGUACUGUCGGGCAAACAAUCAGACGUCUUCUUCGGUGAUACGGUCGAAAAAUGCAUCAGAGUCCAUCUUCAAGCCGGGCACACAUUCUUCAUCCCCACGGGGUGGAUUCAUGCGGUGUAUACACCGAGUGACUCGCUCGUUUUCGGUGGAAAUUUCCUACAUCAAUUCUGCAUAGAGAAACAACUCAAGAUAGCUCAAGUUGAGGACGUCACUAAGGUGCCCCAGAAGUUUCGGUAUCCAUUCUUCACGGAGAUGCUGUGGUACGUGUUAGACCGGUAUGUCAGCGCGCUACUGGGUCGCUCUCAUCUAGCAACAGAAGGGCAAUCGACACCGCCCACUCCGCCCAAAGAGCAUAUACACUUAACGCAGAAUGAACUCCACGGUCUUAAGGCCAUAGUCAUGUAUCUCCAUCAGCUGCCAGCGGCUCGUAAGUCGGUGCCGGAGCUACUCUCCGAUCCGAUUGCACUAGUCAGAGACGUGAGGACUUUGGUGGAACAACAUAGGCAUGAUAAACAGCAUUUGGCUGUCACUGGCAAUCCAGUUCUGAAAGGUCCAGACGAAGUGACUACAGGUGAGAGGAGGCAUUACAGCGGUCGCGGGGGUCGCGGCGGUGGUCACCGCGGGGGACCCGUAAGACCCCGCCCUGAUCACGCCAAUAACGCUCCCAGGAGGCGACGAACAAGGUGCAAGAAAUGUGAAGCUUGCCAGCGUACCGAUUGUGGUGAAUGCGUAUUCUGUCACGAUAUGGUUAAGUUUGGUGGCCUCGGUCGUGCUAAGCAGACGUGCGUCAUGCGACAGUGUUUACAGCCGAUGUUGCCAGUGACGGCUUCGUGUGCCGUUUGUCACCUCGACGGAUGGAUGCAGACUCCAGUCGCGCCCCAGGCAAAGGGUAACUCCGGUCGUGUGGGUCCAUCGUCGUUACGCGAAUGUUCCGUAUGCUAUAGUAUAGUACACGGCGCAUGCGUACAACCAGGUGGACAGAUCAACGAAGAUUUGCCCAACUCAUGGGAGUGUCCGACUUGUACCACCAUGGGACUCAAUCACGACUAUAAGCCGCGUCAUUUCCGCGCUCGCCAGAAGUCUUCAGAUCUCCGCAGGAUGAGCGUCGGUUCAGACGUUGCUCAACUUGGUCAACCCCAUGGCAAUAUUCAGAAUAAGUUGCCGGCACCACCGCCACCAGUGACGAUCAAGUCAGAAGCCGGUUCUGACAGCGAAGGCAAAAGUGAACUACCCCAUAUCAAAUCUGAAGAAGAUCUAAAACGUGAGGAGGAAGCGGCAGAAACAGCGGCGGAGGGCGGAGAAGGUUGGGAACCGUCCGCAAAGAAACGACGCGCCAGUGAUGAAGAUGAUGCGCCCAAAAAGCAUGCUUUACGAGCACAUCUCGCGUUACAACUCACCCAUCACACUAGCAAGCCCCUCAAGAAACCAUUGUAUCCGAUCCGUCCAGUGCAGCCUGUGGGUGCGGUAAUUAAUCCAAGCAAUUCUCCGUGGUUAGACCGCGAGGCGAUGCUUUGCGUGUUCGCUAAAUUAACUCCACAUGAGCUAGCCACCUGCGCGCUCGUAUGCAAAGCCUGGGCGGAGUAUUCGAUGGACCCGUCGUUGUGGAGGAGUAUGUCGUUUGUUCAAGUUCGUGUUUCGGCGGCACAGUUAGCUGGCAUUGCGAGACGUCAACCGCUUUCUUUAGGCCUCGAGUGGUGCCAUCUGGCGCGAAGACAACUCGCUUGGUUACUGGCGCGACUACCAGCGCUCCGUUCUCUAUCGCUGGCCGGUUCACCGGCCGAGGCGGCGUUAGCGUUACGCUCGUCUACAUGUCCGCCGCUGACGUCACUAGAUCUAUCCUUCGCCCGUUGUCUGGACGACGCGAAGCUCCGAGGAAUACUGGCGCCGCCCGAGAACUCUAGACCUGGUGGUGGAGCGAGAACUGGCGCGGAACCGUCCCGACUUGCGGCGCUCAGUGUGUUGAGACUGCCCGGAACUGAUAUCACAGACGUAGCAAUGAGAUACGUUGUACAGGCGUUACCAAAGCUCUCCGAGUUGGACGCGUCAUCCUGUGCGCGUCUCACAGACGCGGGCGCAGCUCAGUUAGCUCACCACGGACUUCAGCGGCUGUCAUUGGCCGGCUGUCGACUUCUUACCGAGGCGGCUUUAGAUCAUCUCGCGAGGUGUCCCAAUCUUAUCAGGCUGGAUCUUCGACAUGUGCCACUCGUCUCCACGCAAGCUGUUAUCAAAUUCGCUGCCAAGUCAAAACACAAUUUGCACGUGCAGGAUGUGAAACUAGUCGAGUUGAGGAAGACCUGA